CCGCGAGGAAUUUUUUUCUCUAGUCACGCCGACGCCGAGCAAAGCAUGCUGGGGCUUGUGGUCCUUGCGGCGCCCUUCCCUAAAUCCUCCGCGCUACUCCGUCCGGACCCGCCUAUUUUCUGCUCUCCUGGACCUUUAGGCUUGUUUUGGCCCUUAUGAAGACCAGGAAGUUGAUAAGUCGCGAGGCCGGCUGCUGACAGACGGUGGCUCGAGUGGGACAGUCGCCAGGGAUGGCGGAGCGUGAGGAUGGAGUGGAUGUCGCGUCUGCUGUCCUGGAUGCUGAGCAGAGUCGUGUGGCUCUCGAGCCUCUUUGAGCGGGGAGCUGCCCGGCAGCCCCGGAUCAUGGAAGAGAAAGCGCUAGAAGUUUAUGAUCUGAUUCGAACUAUCCGGGACCCAGAGAAGCCCAAUACUUUAGAAGAACUGGAAGUGGUAACGGAAAGUUGUGUGGAGGUUCAGGAGAUAAAUGAAGAGGACUAUUUGGUUAUUAUCAGGUUCACACCAACAGUACCUCAUUGCUCUUUGGCAACUCUUAUUGGGCUAUGCUUAAGAGUAAAACUUCAGCGGUGUUUACCAUUUAAACAUAAGUUGGAAAUCUACAUUUCUGAAGGAACCCACUCAACAGAGGAAGACAUCAACAAGCAGAUAAAUGACAAAGAGCGAGUGGCAGCUGCAAUGGAGAACCCCAACUUACGGGAAAUUGUGGAACAAUGUGUCCUUGAACCUGACUAAUAGCUGUUUUAAGAGCCACUGAACUGUAAUUGUUUUAUAUAUUUGUUUAAGCUCUUUAUAAAAUAUGAAAGACUCAUGUUUAAUACAUAGGUGAUUUGUACCUCAAAGCAUUUUUUUAAAGGAUGAUUUCCAAACAAGAUUUAAUUAUAAGGUAGUACCUAGAUUGUUCAGUGUAUAACAUUCUCAGGAUUUUAACACUUAAAUGAUCAGACAGGAAAAUAUUUUCUAGUUGUUAUGUGUAAGAUGAGUUGCUAUUUUUCUGAUGCCCAUUCUGAUACAACUACUUUUCAUGUCAAAUAUUUACUGUGCCCAAAUGUAUUCAAUUUAAAUCAUUACUCUGUAAAAUAAAUAAAACAGAGAUGAUUCUUAUAAUGACA
This is a messenger RNA of Hipposideros armiger (great roundleaf bat), 1106 nucleotides long. RefSeq names its product cytosolic iron-sulfur assembly component 2A (gene CIAO2A). The record is from RefSeq and is a predicted model, not a curated record. Bases 247 to 729 code for a protein of 160 amino acids. Lineage: Eukaryota; Metazoa; Chordata; Mammalia; Chiroptera; Hipposideridae. The transcript is spliced from 5 exons.